Messenger RNA from Aspergillus pseudotamarii, 951 nucleotides. RefSeq names its product NmrA/HSCARG family protein. NCBI's taxonomy places the organism in Eukaryota, Fungi, Ascomycota, Eurotiomycetes, Eurotiales, Aspergillaceae. The record is from RefSeq and is a predicted model, not a curated record. The transcript is spliced from 4 exons. The coding region runs from base 1 to 951 and encodes 316 amino acids.
AUGUCUAAAGAUACUAUUGUCAUUUUUGGCGCCACUGGCAAGCAGGGUGGAUCUGUUGUUGACAGUAUCCUGAAUGACCCCACGGCAGCCAGCCGAUUCCAUGUCAAAGCUGUCACCCGUGACAUUUCGACGGACAAGGCGAAGGCAUUGGCUGCAAAGGGUGCUGAGCUGGUUACGGGAGACCUGAACGAUAAAGAGUCGUUGCGUCCUGUGAUCAAGGGAGCCUAUGGGGUUUUCGCUGUCACCAACUUCUGGGAAAUCUUCAGUGCGGAGAAAGAAGUUCAGCAGGGGAAGAAUACUGCUGAGGUCUGCAAGGAGGAAGGCGUGCAGCACCUGGUAUGGAGUAGUCUCCUCAACAUCAAUAAACUUACCAACGGCGUGCUUUCCCAAGUCUACCACUUUGACGGCAAGGCUGAGGUCGAGGAGUACAUCCGGUCCCUUGACAUUCCGGCUACCUUCUUCCUCGCCGGCUUCUUUAUGUCCAAUGUCCCCGGGGUGAGCUUCCGCCAGAUCCCCACUGGCAGCUACGCCCUCUCCAUGCCUGUUCCGGAUGACGCGCCCGUUCCUCUCUUUGCUGCUGAGUUUGACACCGGUAAGUUUGUCAAGGCGAUCUUCCUCAAGCGGGACGCUACGCUCGGAAAACGUAUAUACGGGGCGACCAGUUAUUCCACUCCGGCGGAAAUGGUGGCUACUUUCCAGAAAGUCUACCCCGAGGCGGGCAAGGACGCCAAGUUCAAUCAACUGUCUCAUGAGGCAUUCAAGGGCAUCAUGGCUGCAACCGGUGCCCCUGAGAUUAUUCAAGAGGAGAUGCUACAGAAUAUGCGCCUUCUGUCGGAGUUUGGGUAUUAUGGGGGGGAUGCUUUAGAGCCUAGUCUUGCGAUCGUUGACGAACCAUUGACGACUUGGGAGGAGUACAUCAAGCAGGCUGCCGCUUUCGCCUCGUUGAAGUAG